CCACAUUUUAGUUUGAACAGGCAUUGCUUCUAAUUACAAAUGAAACACAGAACAGCUGAAUCAGCCUUAUAUUUUUACUGACAAUAAAAUCAUGAAUGCAUAGAAGAAAAGCUGAAGGUAGUCUUCACGCCAAUCUGGAUAGUUACAAAAUAACUGCACUUAAGUAUGAAAUGAGAAUGACAAACAACAGUACAUUCCAUAAUGGAACGGAUUGCGGGAUGAUCCGGCAGGCUUUUACAUCCAGAGUGCUACCAGUACUCUACUCUCUCAUCCUCCUUGGAUCAUUAGUUUUAAAUGGUAUAGCUGCAUGGAUAUUCUUCAAAAUAAGCAGCAGGAAAAGCAUUGUUGUUUUUCUCAAGAACAUUGUCAUUGCAGACUUGGUAAUGACCACAACAUUUCCUUUCACUAUCCUCAGCCAUGCAGAAGUUGCUCCAGAUAUAAUAAACCAGAUUGUCUGUCGCUUUUCAGCCAUUGUUUUCUACAACUGUAUGUAUAUCAGCCUCAUUCUUUUGACACUGAUUAGCUUUGACAGGUACUUGAAAAUCGUGAGGGUCUCUACCACAUCUAUAUUUCAAACUGCAAAAUUUGCCAAAACUGCUUCUGUGAUGAUAUGGAUGAUAAUGUUCCUUCAGGCAAUGCCAAACAUGAUUUUAAAUAAGAAUGACAUGAAAUUAAAAAGCAGAAAAGAUUGUAUGAAGCUAAAAAUUCAGCCUUUGGGAGAGAAAUGGCAUUAUUUUGUGGUCUACUUCACAAUGAGCAUCUUUUGGGUUACUUUUGUUCUGAUGGUGGUGUUCUACACUUAUAUAUUAAAAGCAAUAUACAAAUCACACAAAAAAUUCAAGAAGGAGCCAUCUGAUGGGCACAGAAAAUCACGACGUAACAUUUUCAGCAUUCUUGGAGUAUUCUUUGUGUGUUUUGUGCCAUACCAUAUUAGUAGAAUUCCAUUUACUGCAAGUCAAUCUGGCAACAAGUUUUCCUGUACGACAGGCAAUUUUUUGUUUUUCUUCAAAGAAGGGGCAUUACUUCUCUCAGCAAUGAAUACAUGUUUGGACCCAAUACUAUACUUUCUUUUAUGCAAGUCCUUCACUGCAGCUCUGUGCAGAGAGAUUAGAAGUUUACAGAAUAAAAAGCAAAUGAAUGAACAGGUUGACUUGUCUGAAAACAAAUUAAAAUCAACUGUUGCAACAACAGAUUCUUUUUAGCACCAUUAAGGAUUAGUUCCUUUACAAAAAUUGGGUCACACGACCAGUCAUCCCUGAAUGUUAAUUAUCUUUGAUAAUAUCAUUUUGGAAGCUAACUAACUAAAACAUUAUGGUUCUGUUCCCAAAUGCAUGGACCUAAAGACUUAGAAACAGUUAUGUUUCAGGAAAUGAUGAAGGUGAAAAUGAACAAGGCUGGACUGAGUGUCCUAAUCUUUACUACAAUUACUUUCAUUACUCUAGUAAUCAAGAUCAGGAUAGUUAAAAACACAGUAUGUGCUUUCUUCCAUAAUAAAUUGAUUGCAUGUUUCUCAA
This is a messenger RNA of Protopterus annectens (West African lungfish), 1514 nucleotides long. Its product is annotated as P2Y purinoceptor 14-like. The coding region runs from base 96 to 1202 and encodes 368 amino acids. Gene Ontology annotation, molecular function: G protein-coupled purinergic nucleotide receptor activity. The record is from RefSeq and is a predicted model, not a curated record. The transcript is spliced from 2 exons. Gene Ontology annotation, cellular component: membrane. Gene Ontology annotation, biological process: G protein-coupled receptor signaling pathway. Lineage: Eukaryota; Metazoa; Chordata; Ceratodontiformes; Protopteridae.